UUUACUCAUCGGGACAGCAGUGCUUAUGAGACUUUCUGGAGCCCAAGCUCUUCUCACAGAGGGAGGGACAGAGCAGGCAGCAGACACCAUGGUGCCCCCCUCAGCCCCUGCCCACAGAGGGCCUGUCCCCUGGCAGGGGGUUCUGCUGGCAGUCUCACUCUUAACCUGGAUCCUGCCCACCACUGCCCAACUCACUAUUGAAUCGGUGCCAUCCAAUGCUGUCCAAGGGAAGGAUGUUCUUUUGCUUGUCCACAAUCUGCCUGGGAAUCUUGCAGCCUAUGGCUGGUACAAAGGGGACAGAGUAGAUCCCAGUCAAGAAAUUGUGUCCUAUGUAAUAAACACACUACAAACUACCCCAGGGCCUCUAUACAGUGGUCGAGAGACAAUAUACUCCAAUGGAUCCCUGCUGUUCCAGAAUGUCACCCAGGAGGACACAGGAUACUACACCCUACAAGUCUUCAAGGCAAAUUUCCAAACUGAAGUAGGAAUGGGACAGCUCCGCAUAUACCCGGAGUUAACCAAACCCAACAUCGCAUGCAACAACUCCAACCCCGUGGAGCACAGGGACCCUGUAGUGUUAACAUGUGAACCUGAGACUCAGAACACCACCUACCGGUGGUCGAUCAACAAUCAGAACCUCCCGGACAGCACCUGGCUGAAGCUAUCCUCGGACAACAGGACUCUCACUUUAUUCAACAUCACAAGGAAUGACACUGGACCCUAUGAGUGUGAAACCCAGAACCCAGUGAGUGCCCAUCGCAGUGACCCAUUCUACCUCAAUGUUCUCUAUGGCCCGGAUGCCCCCACCAUUUCCCCCUCAGACUCCUAUUACCAGCAAGGGGCAAACCUCAGCCUCUCCUGCUAUGCAGCCUCUAACCCACCUGCACAGUAUUCUUGGCUUAUCAACGGGAGGCCCCAGCAAUUCACACAGGAGCUCUUUAUCCCCAACAUCACUGUGAGUGAUAGUGGAUCCUACACCUGCCUCGUCCAUAACUCUGACACCGGCCUCAAUAGGACCACAGUCAAGACCAUCACAGUCUCUGAGCCAGUGGCACAGCCCUCCAUCCGAGCCAGCAACACCACAGUCACAGAACAGAAGGACAUCGUGGUCCUGACCUGCCUCACUAGUGACACUGGGAUCUCCAUCCAGUGGUUCUUCAAUAACCAGAUUCUAGGGCUCACAGAGAGGAUGGAGCUGUCCCAGGACAACAGCACCCUCACCAUAGACCCCAUCAGGAGGGAGGAUGCGGGGGAUUAUCAGUGUGAGGUCUCCAACCCGGUCAGUUCCAGCAAAAGUGACAUCCUCACGCUGGAUGUGAAAUAUGAUCCAACACUAGGAAGUUCUGGACUCUCAGCUGGGGCUAUUGGUGGCAUCGUGAUUGGAGUGCUGGCCGGGGUCGCUCUGAUAGCAGCCCUGGUCUACUUUCUGUACAUCAGAAAGACUUCAGGGGCAAGUGACCAGCGUGAUCUCACAGAGCACAAAACCUCAGCCUCCAACCACAGUCAGGGCCACUCUGACAAUUCUCCUAACAAGGUUGAAGAAAUUACAUAUUCUUCCUUGACCUUCAAAGCCCAGGAAUCAAGGAAACCAACUUCAGCCUCCUCCUUCCAUCAGCCACAGAAACAGUUUAUUCAGAAGUAAAAAAGAAGUAAUGCAACCUGCCCUGUUCGCUGCACUGCUGACUUACUCCAAGCUUCUCAUCCUCAUCACAGGAAGGAUCCCUUUACCCUCAAAGAAUAAGUGAAGAAGACUCCCCCUCCCCCCUUAAUUCUCAAAUGAAGCACCUCCAGGCUGCCCAGUCAGAGCCCCUCACUUCAGUGUCAAUACGUGAAAAGGUACAUCCAGGAGUCUGUAGGAAACCCAAUCUUCCUAGUCUUUGAAAUUUGGCAAAGCAGACUUUCAGAGAGAGUUGCCAGAACCUGCCACUCCUCCUCCUCUCCUGACCUAGACUUGUUUUAAAAUUACCUAGUCAGAGCACACUCACCUUCCUACCCCAGACUAGUCUAACUUGAAUUUGCCAUAACCUUUCAAGUUUUGUCCUUAUCCACUGAAAUGCACAUGCCAAAAAAGAACAGAGAAAAAGUAAAAGUAAAAGUUUCUACUGUUUUUCCAAAGCCCACAGUGAACCCAUCAGACACAGGGAAACAAAUAUAUAACCAAUUCUGAACUGAGAAGUUCUACACUUUUGUCCAAAACAGGGUUGUCUACCUGUAGCACCAGGGCCUAAGAACAUUGCUGCUUAGCUGGAAAAUCACCUAGGCCCUUUGGCAAGGCUGUCUUCAGAGAACCCACUAGAAGCAACUAGGAAAAUUAUUUGCCAAGGUCCAUAGGAGAUUCCUAAUGGAAAAUGCAAAAAAAAAAUUCUCAGAUGUUUUAAUUACUUUAUGGGCUUUAUUCAAGUAAAUGUCCAAAGAAGAAGGGUUAUGGAAUUAGUAGUAGUCAGCUGUUAACAGAGACAAUCUGCUGGGAAUUUUGGAAAGGAAUCAGAGGGCUACUCUUCAGAUAUCGUUUAAAGAACUGUUGAAGAAUGCACAAUUUACAGAAUUGAGUUUUUCCUCUAUAGUCUCAGACAUUCUGCCAUUUCAUUUUUUGUAACUGCUUAUCUAUGAGAGAGGGGUUAUUUUCACUUAGCUUAGCUGUGUAAGCCAAUCUGACUGCCUCAGGUGAAAGAAGCCACCAAAACCCCUCAAGUCCCCUUGGCCAGGAGCUCCUCAAGGUUUUUAUGUCAGGGGCUCCAAACAGAAAAGAAGCUGUUUUCCUCAUUCAUGGCUGGAAAUGGAUCUAACUCAGUUUCCAGGCAUCUCAGGCAAAUCAGCAGACACCGUUCUACCCCAUGAAUCUGUCUGUGCAUGUUCUGUCUGUCUGCCCCACUCUCUUUCUCAGGAAAUCAUGGCCCCUCCUAAGAAGCAUUUGGUCCUUGAGAAGUGGGAGUGCCCUGAAGGGAACAUUCGCACUCAGACUGUUGGCAUUGUUUGCAACCUAGAAAGCUGCACUGGUGCUGACGCUCCUUAGGACACAAGGGGAGGGUUAUAACUGGGCCUUAGGUUUCUUGAACAGUCUGUGAAAUCUAUUUUAUCCCAUGGAGUCUAUGAGUCCCAAUAUGUCUUAGGAUAAAAGGAAGGGCAAGAGAAGGUAGGGCAAAAAUACUUCCCACCCAGCCUUUUUCUACAAAGAUGGAAUCUUUUCGGGGCUGUUGAAAGGUCUUAUUUGACACUGAUUACUUAUCUCAGGCUGUAUCUAAGAGACACGUCAAAGAAAAUUAGCUGAGAGUGCUUCGUACUCAAGUAUCUCUUUCAGGGAUUCCUAACCCUGACACAGACUGCAUAGACUUCCACUUAUUCAUGCUAUUCUGUGUUAUUUAAUUUUGCCUGGCUGCAGCCACUUGUGAAUUAUUUAUAAAAUGUACUCUAUAUUUAUAAUAAAUAUUACA
Messenger RNA from Equus quagga, 3431 nucleotides. Its product is annotated as carcinoembryonic antigen-related cell adhesion molecule 1-like. Gene Ontology annotation, molecular function: protein tyrosine kinase binding. Gene Ontology annotation, biological process: signal transduction; regulation of immune system process. NCBI's taxonomy places the organism in Eukaryota, Metazoa, Chordata, Mammalia, Perissodactyla, Equidae. Gene Ontology annotation, cellular component: plasma membrane; cell surface. The record is from RefSeq and is a predicted model, not a curated record.